Rasamsonia emersonii CBS 393.64 is the source of this 564-nucleotide messenger RNA. RefSeq lists its product as uncharacterized. The record is from RefSeq and is a predicted model, not a curated record. The transcript has a single exon. Lineage: Eukaryota; Fungi; Ascomycota; Eurotiomycetes; Eurotiales; Trichocomaceae. Gene Ontology annotation, molecular function: nucleic acid binding. The annotation marks the transcript as partial. Gene Ontology annotation, biological process: DNA integration.
UCUCUGACUGAAAAACGCUCUCUAAAAUGGAAGAAUAAUAAUAAUAAUAAUAAUUUGUUGGGGGUAGAGCAUAGACUCAGCACCUCAUAUCAUCCUCAAACUGAUGGACAAACUGAGCAAACCAACCAGACAAUCGAACAAUACCUCCAACAUUAUCUUGACUAUGACCAGGACAAUUGGGUUGAUAUUCUACCAAUUGCACAAUUCGCAUACAACAAUGCAAUCAACUCGACAACUGGAGAAACACCCUUCUAUGUGAAUUACAGAUAUCAUCCUCAACUGGCCUACAAACCUCUGAAUCAACAAGAAGAAGCGCUACUGGCAAGAAAAUGGACAGACAAUCUACAGCAUAUGCACACAAUGAUGCAACGAGAUAUUGAAUUUGUGAACCUCAGAAUAGCAACAUACUAUGAUAAAAAGAGAUCUGAGGGACCAGAUCUCAAGGUGGGGGAGAAAGUUUACCUUCUACAACAAAACAUCAAAACUAAAAUGGCCGAGUGCAAAAUUGGAUCACAUUCGACUGGGACCAUUAUUAUUAUUAUUAUUAUUAUUAUUCAAGUUUAA